GGCUUUGCCGUGGUGGAGAUAAGGAAAAUGCUCUUUGUUGGUUUCAUACUUACAUUAUGGCCUAUCCUUUUUGUUUUGCUAUACAUAGUCCUAAAUCACAUUGCCAAACCAAGGCAUUCCGUCUGUAUAAUUGUUCUUGGCGAUCUAGGCAGAAGUCCUCGAAUGCUGUACCAUGCGAAAUCGUUUGCGAAAGAGGGUUAUGAAGUUGAUCUCGUUGGGUACACCGGCUCCAAGCUCCAUGAAGACAUACAGAUAAACAGAAGGAUCAAUCGACAUUAUCUCUGGGAACCUCCAAUUUUCGUGAAAUAUGUUCCAAGACUCCUCGCAUAUGUGUUGAAAGUAUUCUGGCUAAGUACAUCAUUAGGCUUAAAAUUAUUGCUUCUCCCAAAGGCUAAUUACUUAGUUAUGCAGAAUCCACCAUCCAUUCCGACAAUGUUUGUUGCCCUGAUUGUAUGCUUGUCAAGGGGCAGCAUUCUCCUCAUUGACUGGCAUAACUAUGGUUUUACUAUACUUGCUUUGUCACUUGGUGUGAAUCAUCCCCUAGUCAAAUUUUCCAAAUGGUAUGAGAAAUUUUUUGGCAGAUUUGCAAAGGCAAAUAUCUGUGUGACAAAAGCAAUGCGAGAUGAUUUGAAAACUUGGGGAAUAAGUGCAGAAACUCUAUAUGACCGACCAGCUGAACUGUUUCAAGAAGCUACAGUGGAAGAGAGACAUGAUCUGUUUAGUAAACUAUCCUUGGCGUAUCCCAUAUUUGGCAGCAGAAAUGAACGGGAAAGAGAUUCAACUGCCUUUACUUAUCGGUCAGCCUCUGGAAAGAUCCAGUACCGAAAUGACCGCCCUGCUCUUUUAGUGAGCAGUACAAGCUGGACUGAAGAUGAAGAUUUUGGAAUUUUAUUAAAAACUUUGCAAAAAUACGAAGUUGCGGCUUCAAAAAAUAUGCAGAAAGGCAUACCAGAUAUAUUAUGUGUGAUAACAGGUAAGGGACCACAGAAAGAGUUUUAUAGCCAGGAAAUUGAAAGCAUAGAGUGGAAACAUAUACACUUCUGUCUACCGUGGCUUGAGGCUGAGGACUACCCUGUUCUUUUAGGAUCAGCUGACCUUGGUGUGUGCCUUCAUAAGUCUUCCAGUGGCCUUGACCUUCCUAUGAAGGUUGUUGACAUGUUUGGUUGUGGUCUUCCAGUCUGUGCUGUACAUUAUUUUUGUUUGUCUGAGCUUGUAAAACAUGGGCACAGUGGCCUAAUUUUCAGAAACAGUCAGGAACUGUGUAACCAAUUGCAGGAACUACUAGAAUCUUUCCCAGAUGACCAAAAGAUGUUGAAGAAAAUGCGAUCCAACUUGAAAUCCUUUCAAGCAAUGAGAUGGCAUGAUAACUGGAAAAGAACUGUUCUUCCCUUGUUAAAACAACACAAAAAAGACAAGAAGAAAAGAUAAAUACAUUAUGCAAGAACACGUUGAUAUGGAUCUGUAUUUAGAAAUAAUAAAUGGA
This is a messenger RNA of Ylistrum balloti, 1483 nucleotides long. Its product is annotated as chitobiosyldiphosphodolichol beta-mannosyltransferase-like. The transcript is spliced from 13 exons. The coding region runs from base 28 to 1428 and encodes 466 amino acids. Gene Ontology annotation, molecular function: mannosyltransferase activity. NCBI's taxonomy places the organism in Eukaryota, Metazoa, Mollusca, Bivalvia, Pectinida, Pectinidae. The record is from RefSeq and is a predicted model, not a curated record. Gene Ontology annotation, cellular component: endoplasmic reticulum.